UCUCCGCGACAGCCUGCACACCGCUCGCGUUAUUAAUAAUUCACCAACUCGACGCUGCCGGCUGAAGCACCGGCCCCCACCUUCAUAGUAAACAAUUGCCCUAAUUUUGGGUCUAGUAUCAUUUUGUGCGUGUAAACAGGGUGCAGCGUGGUGAGGUGAGCUCUUUUGUGGCUGAUUUUGUUUUUGGGGAGGGAGGUCGACUAUCUGUCGUCGCUGUCGGAGCGCACGGAGAUCUUCCAUUUUACGCACCGAGGCACCCAGAGCUCCGCUGAAGCCCAGACCGGCUGUGUGUAGGCAUUCUGCUAUCGGCAAAGCUAUAGCGAUUUGAAGAACCAAACGCAAGCUGCUCUUUCAUCUCGUCAGCUUUGAGGAGGAGGCGGCGAGGGACCAGGGGUGUCCCCCCGUGUGAGUGUGUAUGUGUGUGUAUGCGUGCGUGCGUGUGUGUGUGUGUCUGCGUGUAUGUGUGUGUCUAUUUGGAACAAGAGAGGAGAGAGAGAGAGAGAGAGAUACGAGGGUAAAACAGAACGGACGCACGGCGCAGGAGAGAUCCGCUUUUGGACACGUUUUGGAGACAGAAGCUGCCCGGCUGCGACGGCUGCACACGGAAGAAAUAAUAUAAACAAAACUUACUUUCUUCUCACUCCCCCGUCCAUUGAUUUUUAAAAUUACUAUUUCGGGGGCAGUUUUGGCCUCUCCCAAUCUGUUGGACAAGUUUGGCCGCUGAAGGACGCACCUCGGGACUUUGACGCAGACGUCUCCCCGACUUCUUGCUGCUGGACAUGGGCGCAUCUGAGGCCAAACGCCCCGAACAACAGCGGUAGACGGAGGGCUCGGAGCUACUGUCCUCUUUUUCUCCCAUCUCUUGCAGAGUGGACCCACUUUUGAGAGAGCGUUUUUUUUCUUUCUGGGCCUAAGGCCGACUCGUUUAAAGGUCCUUUUUUUGCUUCCGGCAACAGCGAAGAGACCAAGUCGUCCUCCCUCAGCCCUCACUCCCUCUCUCACUUUUUUGGAAGCUGAACUUUUAAAGGAAAAUGGGGCAUUGAGAGGGUUGGCAAAUCUCCCCACGCUAUAAUGGCUACCGACACCUACCUGGUGAAUGACGAUCCUUCUAGAGGUCCAGGAAUGCCCGAAUGUUUCCUAGUGUCUGAUACCUACAGGGAUGAAUUCCACCCCUUCAUCGAGGCCCUGCUGCCCCACGUCCGCGCCUUCGCCUACACCUGGUUCAACCUGCAGGCCCGCAAGCGCAAGUACUUCAAGAAACACGAGAAGCGCAUGUCCAAGGAGGAAGAACGCGCGGUAAAGGACGAGCUGCUGGGGGAGAAGCCAGAGAUCAAGCAGAAGUGGGCCUCGCGCCUGCUGGCCAAGCUCCGCAAGGACAUCCGGCCUGAGUUCCGUGAGGACUUUGUGCUCACCAUCACGGGGAAGAAGCCCCCCUGCUGCGUGCUGUCCAACCCCGACCAGAAGGGCAAGAUCCGCCGCAUCGACUGCCUGCGCCAGGCCGACAAGGUGUGGCGGCUGGACCUGGUGAUGGUCAUCCUGUUCAAGGGCAGCCCCCUGGAGAGCACGGACGGGGAGCGGCUGGUCAAGUCGCCCCAGUGCUCCAACCACGGCCUGUGUGUCCAGCCGCACCACAUCGGAGUGUCCGUGAAGGAGCUGGACCUCUACCUGGCCUACUUCGUCCACACGCCAGAAUCUGGACAAUCAGACAGCUCCAGCCAACAGGGGGACACAGACAUCAAACCACCGCCCAAUGGGCACCUGAGUUUCCAGGACUGCUUUGUCACUUCAGGGGUGUGGAACGUGGCAGAGCUGGUCAGAGUGUCACAGACUCCUGUAGCCACGGCGUCAGGUCCUAACUUCUCAUUAGCUGACCUGGACAGCAGUCCUGGCUACUACAACAUCAACCAGGUGGCCCUGGGGCGACGCUCCCUUGCCUCCCCUCCUUCCACCAGGUCUGAGGUGGAGUUGUACGCAAACCUUCCACGGAGCUCCACCAAGAGGAAGUCGUUAGACGACAGCGAGCUGGAGAGCCCCACAGACGACGUUUUCUAUCCCGGACGCUCGCCUGCCGCCAGCUCCUCCCAGUCCAGUGGGUGGCCCAACGACAUGGAUGCAGUGCAGCACCAUUUGGCGAGUGUGCAGGAGAGGAAGAUAAAACAUGAAAACGAUGGCGUGCAGUUUCCUUACCAUGGACUGUCCUCGCCUGGUUCUCUUAAGAAGCCGGGGAAGUUUGAUUUCAACGCCCUGUCUUCCCAGACGAGGUCCCCCCGCAUGGCGUUCACACACCACCCGCUGCCUGUGCUGGCAGGAGUCAGACCAGGGAGUCCCCGUGCCUCAGCCUCGGCCCUGCACUUCCCCUCCUCCUCUAUCAUCCAGCAGUCCAGCCCCUACUUCACCCACCCCACCAUACGCUACCAUCACCACCAGGACCCGCUCAAGGAGUUCGUGCAGUUUGUCUGCACCGAUGGCGCGGGACAGCCCAGCGCACAGCCUAAUGGAGGUGGCCAGAGCAAAAUGCCGGGCUCCUUCCUGCUGCCCCCGCCACCCCCGGUGGCACGCCCUGUGCCCCUCCCCAUGCCCGACUCUAAACCCAUCAGCACGCCCACUGACGGCGGACUCAGCUCACCCGCAUCUCCGUCAUACUCCACGCCAGGCUCCACAGCUCCCAACCGGUUUGUCGGCAUCGGAGCACGGGACAACUUUCUGAAUAUCCCCCAGCAGACUCAGUCCUGGUUCCUCUGACAAGGCCUCUCUGAAUCAACAGCUAAAAUUGUGUCAUGAAAAUUGGAAACAGAAAAAACAAACAAACAUAUACAUCAUCGCUGAUUAAGAACAGACUGCUGACACUAAAAGGUCUUUCUCUCUCGCCGACACUAUUCAAACUACUACUACAGAACCCUCCCCCGAACCCAUCCCACCUGAAGAGGACUCCCACUUCAACACAAUUUGAACAGGAACGUUCGACCCCCUCCCCGCCCCCCCUUUUACGCAGGAGGCUUCAAUGAGAUUGAGUGGACAGGCUCAGAAUGCAAGGAGGAAGAGGAGGAAGAGGAAGAUGAGGAACUGUCUCACACACACCGUACAAUGUCAGAAAGCAAAACACAACAUGGCAACCUGACAAAUGACCAAUUCUACAUUUGUUGGUUCUUUUUUUAUUAUUAUUAUUAUUUUUUUUUUUAAUUUUCGCCACAAUGAAACUCCAUGCAUUGGCUGGGAGAUCCAAGUACAUAAAAAAGAACACGAAAUGGUAAUGGUAGAGUCGGAUGUGUUAAGUUGAAAAGAUUUCCACCCAAAUUGCACACCCUCAUGUCUGUGUAUUUUCUCCAAGCACUUGUCCUGCAGGUGCAUGCCACCUCCACCCCACUCCUUCACCUCCCCCUCACCCCUUCACCUGUAGCACAGUGCUAGCCAGGGGCCAGGCCACACCCACAGCCUCAUUCCCAUCUGUCACCACACUCUACCGCUUGAUUCGCUCAGCCCCGAACCGCUUCAUUUCAGAUUGGCCAAUCAUGGAGACACCAUCCGAUGGUGUGACAUAUGCACUAAAGUGGCUGGUCUUUGUUUACCUGUCAGGGCGUCCUGCUGUGAGAGAAGUGAUAGCCAUGAGCCGAGAGUGAGCGAGUGAACGCGCGACGGACAGUCAUAACACUAACACUACUAUGUGCUCUUUCGUCCCCUCACCUAUGCACUAUUUGAAUUUAAUAAGGGAUGAACAGUAUUGCACAUCGAUGGUCAGACAAGAGCGACUAGAGAAGUGAGUCAGGGCUGGCUGGCAUUUACAUGGGUGCGGCUGUGCUAACAUUCAAGUCUAGGCCCUGAAACAUGCAGCACAUGCAUGAGCAUACAAACACACACACACACACACACAUGCACAUUAACACAUUUACACACACAUGCAUACACACCAUCCUCUCCAGAACAGUCUGUCACACAAUCACUCAUAAUAUCAUCUUCUUAUUAUUCAUAGGCAUGGAAUUUAUUACAGUAAUUGAAUUACAUUUAAUUUACAGUAAUGCACACACAGCACCAGCAUCAUAUUAUUAGGUUUCAUUUUGUUUGUAGGUGUUUUCUUGCUUUUUUUUUUUCUUUUUUUCUUUUUGUUUGCCAGAUUGGUUUUGGUUUUGUCUCACUUGGAUUCCUUCAUGUUUUAACCUUCUCUUGCAUGUCAUAACGCUUUCCUUAGUUUGCAGUAAUACAUUAAGUAGUCAUGCUCAGAUUUCAUCUAACCGAACAGCAAUCUCUCAAAUCUCUCACAAACGACAGCACAGUAACGACAGUUCAUCACGUACAUCCCUUGCAUUGCUUCACCCUGUAUCCGUAGUCCAGUCACAGAAAAACCCAGAGGAACACACACACACAUACACAUACAUAGACACACACUUGCACCACAGCACCACAUAAAAAUGCACACUAACACCACCAACACCCUGAUAUAAAGUAAUAAAGGGAAGCCUUUAUAUUUGGUUCUCCAAAAUGCCUUUGUUAAUGGUUUUUCAUUCACUUGAGAUUUGUCAUUUUAAUUUGAGAUAUUUUUUCUAUGUAAGUGUUCUCAUUAAAAUUGUUAUUGGUAUUAUUUUCAUCAUGACACAAUCUUUCCAAAAAACAAAAAACAAAAAAAAAAAGCCGACCUCACAAAAUAACUGGACUGCCUAGCUGUUGGUUCUAUUUUGCAGGGAUAGUAAACAGGGCUGAGACCCUGUGCUCAGCCUCUCUAGUAACAUUAGCUCUAUGUACUAAAACCAUAUAUCAAGACUAUAACAAUCUAUGAAAGUGCCUCUGUAUUCCCUUCAUGCAAUUAGUAAUAAACUUGACUUCAGGUUCUGUUCCCACAUAUAAGCUAAAGCUACAGGGAAUGGUAGCAUCAGUGCAUGUGGAAACCAUUGGCCUAGGACAGAUCUUUAUAGAGGACUGCAAACCUUUUUUUGUAAAGACAGAGAGAGAGAGAGAUCUUAUACAUAUAUAUUUAUGAUAUAUGCUCCUUUUUAACUUUUACUAAAUGAGCUGGUUGGCAGUCUAGUUAUUUUCUGAACUCUCACCUGUCCCCACCCCACCCCAUUUCAGUAACAUGACUUCACUGUUACCAGUACGAUUCAACGACACACGCCAACGCAAUCUACAGCGCAGCAUUCUGAUACCAAGAUGAUCAUGUCAAAAAUCGACAGUAGAUUUGAAGAAAAAAAAAAGUGUUUGUUUUUUGAUGGAAAGUAUUAUUAUUGAAAAAUAUGUGUCGAUUGAGCCACGUGCAAUGCAUUGGGUAGAUCAUUGUGUUUGUCUGUUAGAGAUUUUUAAGAAAGCUAAGAGAAAAGAGAAAAAAAAAUCUAUUUGUUUCAAGUCCAUAAGCUCCGGGACUCUAAACUAGAGGGCCAUGAAAAAUCCUAGUCUUUGUAAGUUGGGGGUUAUUUGUUUUUAUUUCCUUUGUCUCUUUUUUAAUGUUUUAUGUGUAAUCAUUUGUUUAUAAAAAUGUGGGAGGGCUGAAGGAAAAAAAAUUCUACACAACAUCAAAAAAAAAAUCCUAUAUCAUGAGAUAAAACUGGUGCUUUUACACUAUAAAGUACAUUCAAAACUAUUAUAAAUGAAUGGUAAUGAACAAAAUAACAGACCAUUUAGGAAACAGCAUUAUUCCUCUCUCUAUUUGUAUUCUUCUAUUUGUAUUGAGUGGGGGGAGGGGUUCCUAUUCCUUAAGGUUGUGACACAAAAGGCAUUUUGGUUCAACCUUUAGAAAAAA
Messenger RNA from Myripristis murdjan (pinecone soldierfish), 5725 nucleotides. It is a transcript of the gene nfixa, whose product is annotated as nuclear factor I/Xa. The transcript has 14 exons. Gene Ontology annotation, molecular function: RNA polymerase II cis-regulatory region sequence-specific DNA binding; DNA-binding transcription factor activity, RNA polymerase II-specific. Gene Ontology annotation, cellular component: nucleus. Lineage: Eukaryota; Metazoa; Chordata; Actinopteri; Holocentriformes; Holocentridae. The coding region runs from base 1072 to 2742 and encodes 556 amino acids. Gene Ontology annotation, biological process: regulation of transcription by RNA polymerase II. The record is from RefSeq and is a predicted model, not a curated record.